AUGAAUAAUAAACAACAUACAAGUAUGCUGUCAGGUCAUCAAAAACGACAAAAAAAACGUCAAGCUGAGCUUAUUUAUGCAGCUAACCAUCCAAAACAGUCCAAGUUAUCUUUUAUUACAGAAGUGUCCAAGAAUGCUUCAACAGAAAUUAUUAAAUCUGUAGAACUUAGGCUUAGCAAUAAUUCAAAUAUUAAUAUAGUACAAGAAAAUGUUGAGGCUACUACAUUAUCUGUAAUUCCAUCCAAAGAAAUGAAUAGUAAUUAUGAUGAUGGCACAAAUGUCGAAAAUGACAAUACUAGUAGUACUGGAUAUUCCAUUCCACCAAUAAAUAUGUCAACUAAUGUAAAAGUUUCUUUUGUCAACAGUCAUCCAAUACAGCCUACUGGUCCUGAAAUAUGUUUUGAUGUUUCAAAGGUAUAUUAUAGGUAUCUAGAAAAUAAACAUAACAAAGAAGUUGUUCAACAGCAGGGAUGGCAAAUCCAUCGUACGCUAGAGGAUUGUAAAAAAAGGUGGAGGAACAUCAAGGACACGUACCAUAAAAGGGUUAAGAAAGGAAUGGGAACUGGAUCAUCUGCUUUAUGUAAACCUAAGCAUUGGUCAUUAGCUGAUAAGCUGUCGUUUCUUGGAAAAGCUGAUUACAAGCGAGAUAGCAUAUCAAAUAUUGAGUGUGGCGAGGAAGGUGGAGACGAUGAUUCGAGUACAGAAGUAAACGAUGAUUUGCUGCAGGUACCAGAGGAAAUUAAUAACCAAUCGAUUUGUUCAAUCGGUGAAAAUUCAAAUGAAGACCCAACUCUACAAAAUUCGAAGUUGCAAAAAUCACUAAAAAGCAAGCGUCAAAAAUAUAAUGAAAAAGUUAUACAGCUUCUAGAAGAUAAGCGUAUUGAGAGAAAUGAGAUCAUGAAGAAUAUGGCUCAAAAUCGUGAAGAUGAGAUCGAUUUAUUUUUUAAACGUAUCGCGAUGUCUGUUAAAAAACUUAGUCCAGCAUUGAUAAAUGAAGCAAAAAUGAAGUCGCUUCAAAUGGUCUUCGAAUUAGAAACACGCAAUACCAGUAAAUUCGUAAAUUUACCACAAUAUUCACCGGCACCAAGUACAAGUUUCUCAUCACAGUCAUUGGAAAGUGUGGACGUUAAUGAUUAUGGAAAUGUAAACGAAAUCAAUCCCCAUUAUGAGUCUAAUUACGAACAAUAA
Messenger RNA from Metopolophium dirhodum (rose-grain aphid), 1188 nucleotides. RefSeq lists its product as uncharacterized. The transcript is spliced from 6 exons. NCBI's taxonomy places the organism in Eukaryota, Metazoa, Arthropoda, Insecta, Hemiptera, Aphididae. The coding region runs from base 1 to 1188 and encodes 395 amino acids. The record is from RefSeq and is a predicted model, not a curated record.